UUUGAUUUGGGUUUAAAGUGAUGCUCUUGAAUGUACAGUGAGCUGGUUGAAAGAGUUGCUGUGUUAUGAAAACAGUGUGCAUACAGUUUCAGACAUCAGUUCACACUUUCUAAUAACCUGCCUUUUUAUUUGCUUAAUUCAAAGCCUGAAAAACCCAGGCACAAAAGCCUGAAAAACCCAGGCACGAAGGCCUGAAACCCAGGCACAAAAGCCUGAAAAACCCAGGCACGAAGCCUACUUCAUGCGGCGAUCAACCCAGGGUCCGAUUCUCAGCUGGGUGGGAAGAAAUCAGUCCUACUCAAUGUGAGUGAUAGCAGAAAUCUUCUUCUUUAUUGAGAGCAGGCUCUAACUUAUAUCCAGCAGCUUCAAAGCUAGCUCAGCAACAGCAGCUAAUAGAUUACAUUCUUAUGUUCAUCCUACUUGCGGUUUCUGCGAUAAGCAAGCUCCCUCACAUUUUCCCAUCUUGUUUUUCCCCCGUAGUUGUUUUCCACCUUGAGCUGUUAGCUCGUUAGCUGAAAACAGCCCGACCUUGAGGGAGCAGAAAGCGGCCUGCUGUCUGCACUGACUACGUGACAGCAACUGCUUUAACCAUGGCUCUGACUCUGGCCUUGAUUGUGCAUUAAAUUCAUAUAACUAGAACUCAGAUUGCCUUGCCCCGUCGGGCCUAACAUUAUACCCUGGGGUCCAUGUCCAUUCUACCUUAACCACACCUCAACACAUCAUCCCUUUGGAGGAAAGCUGGGCCAUGAGGAGCAAGGCCAUUGUCUGCCAGAAGCCAGCCUGCACAGGGCUUGAAAGGUCAUCUGAGGCACACAAAAAGACAACAGACAAAACUUCAUCUCAUAUGGGACUUUGGGUUGUGGAGUCUCCUUCUGGGAAGUCUUCAAAACCCACCUGGAUGUGUUCCCGUGUUACCUGAUCUAAGAGGACCUGCUUUAGCAGGGGGUUGUACUAGAUGAUCUCUAAAGGUCCCUUUCAGCCCCCACCAUUCUAUGAUUCUAUGAUUUUAGGGAAGGAAAGAGCAAACAAAAACCGUCAACUACUUCCAUCCUCUUAGCAAAGCCCAUUACAAAACUAAUUGUAUGAAGAAGGCAGAGCACAGUCAAUGUCUCUCAGUAACUUGAUGUCAAGUUUUCCCCUAGAUGAUGUCAUCCAGUAGAACUGAAAGGUCCUUCCAAGCAGUCAGUGCAGGGGAGGCUGCCUGUGACAUCACAGUGGCCAGUGCUGGGGUGCUCACCUGCACCAGCACCCAGGCAGUCAGUAGUGCAGGGGCGUUAACAUCUGCCACAACAUGCAGCACACACCAUCUCCAACCAAGGCAGCUGCCCACAGCUCUGCCUCCAGGGAUGAUGCUGCUGUGCUUGCAAAGAAAGGCUACAGACUGAAGAAGACGCUAGGAGAAGGCUCUUAUGGCAAAGUGAAAUCCGCUUACUCGGAGCGGCUGAAACGUGAUGUGGCUGUCAAGAUAAUCGACAAGAAAAAACUGACUCAGGACAACCUUGAAAGAUUUCUCCCCAGGGAAGUAGAGGCCUUGAAAUGUCUGCACCACCCCUCAAUCAUCGAAGUCUUUGAUAUUUUUGAGACAUCGGGUGGGAAAGUGUAUAUUGUGAUGGAGCUGGGGGAAAAGGGAGACCUGCUGGACUACAUCCAGACCACAGGAGCUAUGGAAGAGGACACGGCUUGCAGCAAGUUCCAGCAGUUGGCAUCUGCCAUCAAGUACUGCCAUGACUUGGACCUUGCUCACAGGGAUCUCAAAUGCGAGAACAUCCUUCUUGAUGCAGGUUUCAACAUUAAGCUGUCAGACUUUGGCUACUCCAAAUUCUUGUCCCGGGACGCAAACAGAAGGAUCAUUCUCAGCAAAACCUUCUGUGGGUCUUCUGCGUACGCAGCCCCUGAGGUGCUGGAGGGCAUUCCCUAUGACCCCAGGAUUUCUGACAUGUGGAGUCUGGGUGUCAUCUUGUAUUCAAUGCUCUUUGCUUUAAUGCCAUUUGAUGAUUCCAAUAUCAAGGAAAUGGUUCGUGCUCAGAAACGACACAAGAUUCACUUCUCCAAGUCAAAACAUUUGACUAAGGAGAGCAAGAACCUCAUUUACCGCCUGCUCCACCCCAGUGUGUCUCACAGGUUGGGCAUAGAUGAAGUUUUAGAACACCCAUGGUUGCAGGCUCCAAAAUCCACGAUCCCUUCACCUUUGCCAGAGGCAGAAGAGGGGGAGUGUUCCCAAAGCCUUGCUAAAAGAAAGCCUGAGCACAAGCAGCAAGCCAAACCCCAUUCUGCAGAAGAGGGUGAGUGUUCCCAAAGCCUCGGUAAAAGAAGGCCUGAGCACAAGCAGCAAGCUAAACCCCAUUCUGCAGAAGAGGAAGGACAGAAGGAAUUGGGACCCUCUUAAGGAUGGCUGGUUUUAGCAAUAUUCCUGAGUUAGUCUAACCUGUGAACUCUGGUGGUUCUCAGCUUCAGCUUCCCUGGGUCUUCAUCAAUAUUUCUCAUCUUUUGCUUUACAAAAUAUAGCAACGGUAGACACAGCACAUCUGCUGAGGUGAAUAAACAGCUUAACACUGUUAUUCUCAAAAGACCUGUCUCUGACAUGGUUUGUGGGGAUAAGUUACUGUCAGAACAUAUUGGUAAGUGGUUUCAGGCUUCGUGCCUGGGUUUCAGGCCUUCGUGCCUG
Molecule: messenger RNA, 2665 nt
Organism: Colius striatus (speckled mousebird)
Lineage: Eukaryota; Metazoa; Chordata; Aves; Coliiformes; Coliidae
Product: testis-specific serine/threonine-protein kinase 2-like
Exons: 1
Coding region: 1292-2386 (364 amino acids)
Biological process (GO): protein phosphorylation; microtubule cytoskeleton organization; intracellular signal transduction
Cellular component (GO): cytoplasm
Molecular function (GO): ATP binding; tau-protein kinase activity; protein serine/threonine kinase activity
Source: RefSeq, a predicted model, not a curated record